Molecule: messenger RNA, 5709 nt
Organism: Labeo rohita (rohu)
Lineage: Eukaryota; Metazoa; Chordata; Actinopteri; Cypriniformes; Cyprinidae
Gene: gtpbp1l
Product: GTP binding protein 1, like
Exons: 12
Coding region: 367-2295 (642 amino acids)
Biological process (GO): translational elongation
Molecular function (GO): translation elongation factor activity; GTPase activity; GTP binding
Source: RefSeq, a predicted model, not a curated record
AGAAGGAAAGGUAUAUGUAUAAGUAGUUUUUCAAUGUAUCGUCGUUAAUUAUUCAUGAGUAGGCGUCUCUCCAAAGUUCGUUUAAAAAUGCAUAAAUCACGCAAGUCGGUUACACUUUUUUUUUAAGCAGGCCACGUGAAAACACGUAUAAUAAAACCAAUCUUUUUUCACAGAUAGAAACUUCAAAAAGUUUUAAAAGAAAGUUAUAAAACUAACUUUAGAACAAAGUUUAGAAGCGCUAUCUCAGGCCUUGCUGUAAAUAGCUACUUAAUUAUUCAUGAGUAGGUGUGUCUCCCAGAGGUCCCUUAUUCCUCAUACAAAAAGUGCAUGUAAACUACGCUUGACAGACGCAGGCUGGAGGAGCACAUGGCGGCGACUGAGACGAGUGUGAGCCCGGCGGUGGAGUCGGUUGUGCCGGCUUGUAUGUUUGCACCUGACCCGGGCUGCGCGGAGGAUUCACCCGGCGCUGAGUACAGCGACGCCGGCGACAACCAGAACGGGGAAGCCGAGGAUCAUUUAGACCUCACCAGCAAGUUUGCACUGGUCAGCCCUACAGGAGAGCAGUAUGAGUGUUUACAAAAGCAGCUGCGCGAACGAAUAGAGGAAGGAUGUGGAGAAACCAUCUAUGUGGUCGGCGUUGGAACAGACGGUGGUGAUUACGGUCUGGAUGAGCGGGAUAUGGAAGCAUCUGUCGCUACAGUGCAGUCACUUUGCGAACAGGUUGACGCCGACCUGAUUCUGCUGAGAGAGAGGACGGAGACAGCAGGACAUGUCCACGAUUAUCUCAUCCGACGGCGAGUGGGAGAGGCGGACUUUCUGGAAGUCAGAGUUGCAGUCGUAGGUAACGUCGACGCUGGUAAAAGCACACUUUUGGGUGUCCUAACUCACGGUGAACUCGACAACGGUCGUGGAUUCGCCCGCCAGAAACUGUUCCGCCACAAACACGAGAUGGAGAGCGGCCGGACCAGUAGCGUCGGCAACGACAUCCUGGGUUUCGACCAGGAAGGGCAGGUGGUCAACAAACCGGACAGCCAUGGUGGCAGCCUGGACUGGACCAAAAUCUGCGAGAGGUCGUCGAAGGUCAUCACUUUUAUUGAUUUGGCGGGGCACGAGAAGUACCUGAAGACUACCGUAUUUGGAAUGACCGGCCACCUGCCGGAUUUCUGCAUGCUAAUGGUGGGAAGUAACGCGGGAAUCAUUGGCAUGACUAAAGAGCACCUCGGGCUCGCUCUGGCUCUCAACGUUCCUGUUUUUGUAGUCGUAACUAAGAUAGACAUGUGUCCCGCUAACAUCCUACAAGAGACGUUAAAGUUAUUACAGAGGUUACUAAAGUCUCCAGGAUGCAGAAAAAUUCCAGUUUUGGUGCAAAACAAGGAUGACGUCAUUGUUACGGCCUCAAACUUCAGCUCUGAGAGGAUGUGUCCGAUUUUCCAGAUCUCGAAUGUGACAGGUGAAAACAUGGACUUGUUGAAAAUGUUCCUGAACCUGCUCUCUCCCAGACUGACGUUUAAAGAUGACGAGCCGCCGGAGUUUCAGAUUGACGACACGUAUUCAGUGCCGGGUGUAGGUACCGUAGUAUCAGGGACUACUUUACGUGGAUUGAUACGGCUGAAUGACACGCUGCUCCUCGGUCCAGAUCCCCUGGGCGUCUUCAUCCCCAUCGCCGUCAAAUCCAUUCAUCGCAAGCGUAUGCCUGUUAAAGAAGUGCGCGGCGGGCAGACGGCCUCGUUCGCCCUGAAGAAGAUCAAGCGCUCGUCGAUCAGGAAGGGGAUGGUGAUGGUGUCGCCCCGCCUCAACCCACAGGCAUGCUGGGAGUUUGAGGCCGAGAUUCUCGUACUGCACCAUCCAACGACGAUAUCGCCGAGAUACCAAGCUAUGGUUCACUGUGGCAGUAUCAGACAGACGGCCACCAUCAUCGGCAUGAACAAAGACUGUUUACGGACAGGGGACAAAGCCACCGUUCACUUCCGCUUCAUCAAGACCCCCGAGUACCUUCACACGGACCAGAGACUCGUCUUCAGAGAGGGCAGGACCAAGGCCGUGGGCACCAUCAUUAAGCUGCUUCAAAGCAAGCCUCAGGCCAAGAUGCAGUCUACCAAAAAAACCUCGUCACAGGUGGAGGGCUCUUCAACCGCCAGCGAGGAACCCACACAGAUGGGAGGAAGCCCUCAAAUGGGACAAAUGUUGAAGUCUGGUGGAAGCGGUCGUCGGCGUGGCGGCCAGCGGCACAAAGGCAAAUCAGCACUGAGCAGCACUGGAACAACUACUUCAGCAGCUGGAGUGGGCGGCAACUGAGCUUCCACCAGCUCGCUCACCCAUCACUACUGGUCAGCUGCCUUUAACAUUUCAAGUGAACACCAGAGGGCAGUAAAGCCUUUUUUGUCUUUCUCUCAUCUUUUUUUUGUUUUUUUUUUCCUCUCUCACUAAACCGGACUGAGCUAUUUCUCCCUAAUUAGAAACGUUCAUCUCCACUGACACAAUCGUGCCAAAACCCUGACUGACAAGCAGCUGUUGUGUUCCUCGUCCACCCGCUCUUUUUUUUUUUUUUUUUUUUCCCUCACCCUUAUCAAGCCCUUUUACUUAAUAUUCUGUCAGCCCUUGGAGUCUCAACAUCCUGUAAUAAACACCCCGAAAUCCCGGAUUUUGUAGCCGGAAUGUUUCCCCGAGGACCCAAUUAAGGAGCCUACAACUGAAUCCCUGUUUGUGUUCAGCGAUUUUGCUAUUUUUCAUGUCAUUUUCCUCCUUCAAUUGAAUUUGGCAAAUGCUAACACAGAUGAAAGGGAGAAAUCUGUUCUGCUUGUCAAUCUCUCAUGCCCCCUCAUCCUCUUCUGAUUUUAAUGAGCGUCGUAGCUGCAAAGACGCGCAAAAUCACGGCAGAUAAAACCGGUCCCUCUCAGAGCGUCACAAAUUAGGUGGCUUUCUGCUCUGUCCCGUGUUGCUUUUUCAUUUCGUGACCCGGCAUUACUUUCAAAAGGUCUCACCAUUUCAGUGGAGGGAUUUUUUUUUUUUUUUGGUGUAGAAUGGAAAGCUAACCGAGAUGACGUGGCAUUUAGUUAGGAUUUCUGUGGUCACUUUCCCAUUAAACCUUAUUUUAUGUCUAUUCUUAUUUAUUCUAGACUCUUUUAAUUGAAUUUUCAUGUGCGAGACGCUUUUGACCCAUUCAGAGCAAGAGCAGACCUUAAAUAAAUUCUAAUAAAAUGACUAAUUCACCCAAAUAUUACAACUCUGCCAUCAUUUAUACACCACCAUAAUGAUCCAAACCAGUAUGACUGUUUCGGUAUGAGUUGCUCUUUUCUGUGGAAGCCCAUUUUUGCCACUGAAUAAAAAAAAAAAAAAGGUAUUGUGAGUGACUUCUUAUCUCUCAGUUCUGAUUUUGAGAGAUAUUUUAUUUUUUUUAUUUUUUUUCAGAAUUGUGUGAUAUUAACUCAAGAUUCUAACACUUUUUCUAAGGAAUGUGACAUACAAACUCACAAUUGCGAGUUAUAUAGUCAAAAUGGUGAAAUAUAAACUAACAAUUGCGAGAAAACUUGGAAUUGCAAGAUAAAACCUCACUAUUCUGACUUUAUCGCAAAUCCAAUUUUGUAUCUCGCAGUUUUCUUACAAUUCUGAUUUUUUUCACUUAUAUUUAAGUCAUUACUUACUAAAAUAACUUUUACAAAUACACAGGUAUUUCACCAAUAUUUAUUUCAUUAUUUACUGAAAUAACUUUCACAGAUAAACCGAUAUUUCACAGAUAUUUAAGUCAUUACUUAUUAAAAUAACUUUCACAGAUAAACCGAUAUUUCACCAAUAUUUAAGUCAUUAUUUACCAAAAUUCUUCUCCAACUGUUAAGUGUUGGUAGUGUUGUUAUUUCACCAAUAUUUUAGUCAUUAUUUACUGAAAUAACUUUCACAGAUAAACUGAUAAUUCUCCAACAUUUAAGUCAUUAUUUACUGAAAUAACUUUCACAGAUACACUGAUAUUUCACGGAUAUUUAAGUCAUUAUUUACUGAAAUAACUUUCACAGAUACACCGAUAUUUCACGGAUAUUUAAGUCAUUAUUUACAGAAAUUCUUCUCCAACUGUUAAUUGUUGGUAGCAUUGUUAUUUUACUGAUAUUUUAGUCAUUAUUUACUGAAAUGGGUUUCACAGAUAAACCGAUAUUUCACGGAUAUUUAAGUCAUUACUUAUUAAAAUAACUUUCACAGAUAAACCGAUAAUUCACCAAUAUUUAAGUCAUUAUUUACCAAAAUUCUUCUCCAACUGUUAAUUGUUGGUAGCAUUGUUAUUUUACUGAUAUUUUAGUCAUUAUUUACUGAAAUAAGUUUCACAGAUAAACCGAUAUUUCACGGAUAUUUAAGUCAUUACUUACUGAAAUAACUUUCACAGAUAUACAGAUAUUUCACCGAUAUUUAGGUCAGUAUUUAUUGAAAUUACUUUAACAGGUUAACUCGAUAUUUCACUGAUAUUUAAGUCAUUAUUUACUGAAAUAACUUUCACAGAUAAGCCAAUAUUUCACCAAUAUUUAAGUCAUUAUUUACUGAAAUAACUCUCACAGAUGAACCGAUAUUUCACCAAUAUUUAAGUCAUUAUUUACUGAAAUAACUCUCACAGAUAAACCGAUAUUUCACGGAUAUUUAAGUCAUUACUUACUAAAAUAACUUUCACAGAUAAACCAAUAUUUCACCAAUAUUUAAGUCAUUAUUUACUGAAAUAACUUUCACAGAUACACUGAUAUUUCACGGAUAUUUAAGUCAUUAUUUACUGAAAUAACUUUCACAGAUACACCGAUAUUUCACGGAUAUUUAAGUCAUUAUUUACAGAAAUUCUUCUCCAACUGUUAAUUGUUGGUAGCAUUGUUAUUUUACUGAUAUUUUAGUCAUUAUUUACUGAAAUAAGUUUCACAGAUAAACCGAUAUUUCACGGAUAUUUAAGUCAUUACUUAUUAAAAUAACUUUCACAGAUAAACCGAUAAUUCACCAAUAUUUAAGUCAUUAUUUACCAAAAUUCUUCUCCAACUGUUAAUUGUUGGUAGCAUUGUUAUUUUACUGAUAUUUUAGUCAUUAUUUACUGAAAUAAGUUUCACAGAUAAACCGAUAUUUCACAGAUAUUUAAGUCAUUACUUACUGAAAUAACUUUCACAGAUAUACAGAUAUUUCACCGAUAUUUAGGUCAGUAUUUACUGAAAUAACUUUCACAGAUAUACAGAUAUUUCACAGAUAUUUAAGUCAUUACUUACUGAAAUAACUUUUACAGAUAUACAGAUAUUUCACUGAUAUUUAGGUCAAUAUUUAUUGAAAUUACUUUCACAGGUUAACUCAAUAUUUCAACGAUAUUUAAGUCAUUAUUUACUGAAAUAACUUAAACAGAUAAAACAAUAUUUCACCAAUAUUUAAGUUAUUAUUUAUUGAAAUCAUUCUCCAACUGUUAACUGUUAAUAGCGAAUCAUUUAAAUGUGAUUGUGUGACAAUCACAUUUGUAUACAGAUUACCCCACAAUACAUAUCUCAUUAAUGUUACAGGGAGAUUUAGGGUGGACGGCAAGAUAUUUUGAGUAUAAUGGCUUUCAAGGACUUAAAAUGUACCAUAAACAUCAUAUGGGACCCACAUUUUAUGCUGCUUUUGAAGCUUAAGAACUUCAGUAGUCAGUGUAAUUAUGAAAAGAGCAACUGUUGCACAAAGGAAAGCAAGUCAUACAGGUUUGGAAAGACAUUAGGCUGAGUAAAAUAA